Messenger RNA from Capra hircus (goat), 1520 nucleotides. RefSeq names its product 5-formyltetrahydrofolate cyclo-ligase. The record is from RefSeq and is a predicted model, not a curated record. Lineage: Eukaryota; Metazoa; Chordata; Mammalia; Artiodactyla; Bovidae. Gene Ontology annotation, biological process: folic acid-containing compound biosynthetic process; tetrahydrofolate interconversion. The coding region runs from base 121 to 726 and encodes 201 amino acids. The transcript has 3 exons. Gene Ontology annotation, molecular function: 5-formyltetrahydrofolate cyclo-ligase activity. Gene Ontology annotation, cellular component: mitochondrion.
CAAGGGCGGGAGGCGUGGUGCGCCUGGGGCCGGAAGCGGAGGGGGUGGGGGCGCGCCAGGUCCCUCCCUUGGGCCCGCGGACCUCGCGGAGUGCGGACAGGGGCCGGAUCGCACCAGGAGAUGGCGGCAGCGGUGGCCGUGAGCAGCGCCAAGCGGAGCCUGCGGGCCGAGCUGAAGCAGCGUCUGAGGGCGCUGAGCGCUGAGGAGCGGCUGCGCCAGUCCCACCUCUUGGCCCAGAAGGUGUUUACCCAUAGUGAAUAUCAAAAGUCCAAAAGAGUGUCCAUCUUUCUGAGCAUGCCAGAUGAAAUUGAGACAGAGGAGAUCAUCAAGGACAUUUUCCGACAAGGCAAAACCUGCUUUAUCCCGCGGUACCAGCUGCAGAGCAGUCACAUGGAUAUGGUGAAGUUAGCAUCGCCAGAGGAAAUCGCUUCACUGCCCAGAACUUCCUGGAACAUUCAGCAGCCCGGUGAGGAUGAGGUUCUGGAGGAGGCCUUGUCAACAGGGGGACUUGACCUAAUCUUCGUGCCAGGUCUCGGGUUCGACAAACUGAGCAACCGUUUGGGACGGGGCAAGGGCUACUAUGACACCUACCUGAAGCGCUGUCUGCAGUCCCAGGACGUGAAACCCUACACCCUGGCCUUGGCUUUCAAAGAGCAGAUCUGCCUCCAGGUCCCGGUGGAUGAGAACGAUGUGAGGGUAGACGAAGUGCUUUACGAAGACUCCUGAGCACCUUUGGCUCUGACGACCGCAGCUGAAUAAUCAAGGUUUUGUGCCAGAAAAAAGUCGAAUAUGUGUAUUUUCUCUUUGUCAGAAAUUAGUGGAAAUUGCACACUAAUGUGAAUAUGGGCUAUAUUGUUUUCAAUGUAAGAUACACCUAACAUGAAACCAGUUUUUAAAAUCAAUAGCCGUGUGUAUAAUAGGACAUUGAUUAAAACGGAGACUAUCACCAUGUGAUUUUAAAUUAACUUUCUGGCCUUAAUGUCCCAGGUUGGUCUCUCUGCUUUGUGGUGGUGGUGGUUUAGUUGCUCAGUGGAGCCUGACUCUUGGUGACCCCAUGGACUAUAGCCUUCCAGGCUGCCCUGUCUAUGGGAUUCUCCAGGCAAGAAUACUGGGGUGGAUUGCCAUUACCUCCUCUCGACCCAGGGAUUGAACCCAGGUCUCUCACGUUGCAGGCAGAUUUUUUUACCAUUUGAGCCAUUAGGGAAUCCCUGGUUCUGCUUUGAAGUGUAAGUUGAACAUUCAUGAGGCGCUGUGCUCUAACUCAGAGUGUGAGGGGAAAGGAAACUUAUGGGGAAUGGACACUGUCAUGAAGUCCUGUCAGGGGUCUGAGUCAGUCUGGCAGGCACACAGAGACCCAGCAAUUACUAAAUGAUUUGGAGUUUGCUUUGCAUUCAAAGUUCCCCAAGAAUAUUCUCCACUUUUAUCAUGGCUUCACUUACUCAACCGGAAAUUAUGUCUGACGCUUUCUAACAUUUGAUGGACAACAGACUAAAACCUUUUAUGAUUUAAAUAUUUAAAUC